Brettanomyces nanus is the source of this 912-nucleotide messenger RNA. RefSeq lists its product as uncharacterized. Gene Ontology annotation, cellular component: proteasome core complex, alpha-subunit complex; proteasome core complex; nucleus. Bases 1 to 912 code for a protein of 303 amino acids. Lineage: Eukaryota; Fungi; Ascomycota; Pichiomycetes; Pichiales; Pichiaceae. The transcript has 3 exons. The record is from RefSeq and is a predicted model, not a curated record. Gene Ontology annotation, biological process: ubiquitin-dependent protein catabolic process.
AUGAUCGUGUUUGACAUAAACAAUUACGAUAACGACGUCACCACAUUUUCGCCCACUGGCCGUAUAUUUCAGGUGGAAUACGCCCUUGAAGCUAUAAAGCAGGGCUCUGCUGCUGUGGGUUUGGUGUCCAAGACUCACGUUGUUUUGGUGGCUUUGAAAAGAAAUGCUGAGGAAUUGGGAUCAUAUCAAAAGAAGGUCAUCAAGAUUGAUGAACAUAUGGGAGUUGCUCUUGCAGGUUUAGCUCCUGACGCAAGAGUGUUGUCCAACUUCCUUCGUCAACAGGCAAUGACAUCCAAGAUGGUGUUCAAUAGACCUCUCAAUAUGGCCAAGGCUGUCUAUUCGAUUGCAGAUAAAGCCCAAGAAAAUACGCAAUCGGCAGGCGGAAGACCUUACGGUGUGGGGCUUUUAGUGGCAGGUGUGGAUGAGACAGGUCCUCAUUUAUAUGAGUUCCAGCCUUCUGGUUCAGUGCUUGAGUAUUUUGGAGCCGCCAUUGGUGCCAGAUCUCAGGCUGCAAGGACUUUUUUGGAGGAUAAAUUCAAGGAAUUCCCAGAUGCUUCUAGAGAUAAGUUGAUUGAAUAUGGAUUGACAGCAUUGAGAGAUACUUUAGCUCAAGAUAAAGAACUCAAUUUGCACAAUACUACAGUGGCUGUGGUUGGUAAGGAUGAGCCAUUCACAGUGUAUGAUGAUGAGGAUGUUGAGAAGUAUUUGGGUAUGUUAGAUUCGUUGACGAACAAGAGGCAUAGAGAUGAGGGUGAGGGUGAGGGUGAGGGUGAGGGUGAGAGCGAAGGCGAAGGCGGCGAAGGUGCCGAAGCCACUGGCGCUGCUGAAACCACUGACGCCGCUGAAACCACUGACGCUGCCGAAACCACAGAGACCACCCAAGUCACGACAGACACAAUGGAUACUGAUUAA